GUCACAAAAUUUACAUCAAAGCUUCGCCAUAUUUGUUAAAAAAUUUCAUAUGUUUACAUUUUUCUGUUUCUCAAUCUCAAUCUCACACACAUCUAUUCAUCCUUUGGCAAGGUGGUGCAUUCGAAAGAAAAAGUUACAAUUUCUCAGAGUGCAUAUCAUUAAAUAAAAAUUUAAUAAAUUACCACCAAAAUUCACUCAAUUUAUAGUCGGUUGAAAAUCUAUUAAAAUUGCUACCGCCACAAUGUCCCGUAGUGUACGCGCUGAGACACGAAGUCGUGCCAAAGACGACAUCAAGCGUGUAAUGCAAGCCGUCGAUAAGGUUCGGCAUUGGGAAAAGAAAUGGGUUACAAUCGGUGAUACAACGAUGAAAAUUUACAAAUGGGUGCCAAUAUCGAAUAGCGAAAAGAAAAAAGUCCACCACCAUUCGCACCAUUCGAAUUCCAAAGACAAGGAGAACACGUCCCAGAAGAGCACACCGCCCCAAAUAACCCCCAGCUAUACCGGAGGCCUCACUGCGGAGGAUUCAAACACUUGUUUCUCAAUGGUGAGUGAUUCGCAAGGUGCCACCGAGUUCGUCUCAAGUAUGCCAUUCUCCGAAGACUCGAACUCUCAAGGCAGCGAUGGACCUGUGAAACGCUUGAAGACGAGCGACUAAGCCCAACACACCCAACUCACUUCGCUCAAUUCUCCACCACACCACCAUCCUCUUGUCGUCCUCGUCUCUGUAAAUGUUAAGUUAAAUAAGUUAAGUAAUUAUUGCUAAUGUAACUGCCGUACGAUUACGCGAAAACGAUAACACCUAUUCGCCCUCGUGGUCGUGGGUCAGUCACUAUUUUUUAUUUUCUUAGGUUCUCCCUUAAGUUUGAUGGUCAUAAGGGUUUGGUUGUAAAAAUAAAAACAAAACAAUUAAUUAAGUAAAAUUUUUGAAAGACAGUUGAAUAAUAAUUAGAAAAAGCAUUAGUAGUGAAACUGAAGAUACAUAAAUAAAUAUUUAUUAAACAAUUAAAAACAACUCAUUUUAAAAAUAAAUCAAUAUAAAAAAUUAGUGACAAAUAAUAUUUAAAAAAAAAAUUAAAAACGAAAACAAAAUAAAUAAAAGCUUGAAAGUUAUUUUUAGAUUUUAAUCAACUAGCCACAUUCAAAGAGAAGAUUUAUAUUUCAAAAAAUAAUUAUUAUAUUACAUUCUCACUUAAUUAUGCGAAAGAAAGUUGUAUUCAUUAUAUACAUAAAUAUAUAUAUUUUUUUUCAACAUAUUUGUCUUAGGUUCAUAAAAUUCUAUUUUCUUCAUUCGUACUGACGCAGCUCUGUAUUAUUAUUACUAUUUUCUUUUAAUAAUAUUGCAUAAGUGUUAUUAAGAACUGUACAGUUAAAAAAAAUUAUUUGUAGUGCGUUUUCCUAUUUAUAAAUACAAUUAUAUAUAUAAAUUAAAAAUGAAUUGAAUCAUAAAUAAAUUACGUAAUGAAUUUCA
This is a messenger RNA of Eupeodes corollae, 1468 nucleotides long. It is a transcript of the gene BCL7-like, whose product is annotated as B-cell CLL/lymphoma 7 protein family member A. Lineage: Eukaryota; Metazoa; Arthropoda; Insecta; Diptera; Syrphidae. Bases 242 to 655 code for a protein of 137 amino acids. The transcript is spliced from 3 exons. The record is from RefSeq and is a predicted model, not a curated record.